AUGCAGUUUAUUUGUCUUCCUUUCACCAUACGGCACGGGGAAAUAAGGAAAUGUGGAGGGAAAAAAAACAGCAAACGCGUACUUAAGGAGCGAGGACACUGGAGCAACAAGGUGGAGUACAUUCUGGCGGCCGCCGGGAACAUUGUGGGCCUGGGUAAUGUGUGGAGGUUUCCGUACUUGUGCUACAAAAACGGCGGCGGUGCAUUCCUGGUGCCGUAUCUGGUGUUUGUUGUUACGUGUGGUGUACCGCUCUUCCUUUUGGAGACCACCAUGGGCCAGUACACCCAAGAGGGGGCCGUCACCUGCUGGAGGAAGAUGUGCCCACUGGCUCAAGGUAUCGGCUAUGGUGGGCAGCUAAUACAGAUGUCCCAUUCUGUGACCUACAUCAUUAUUCUGUCCUGGGCUGUCUUCUACCUGGUGUUCUCCUUUUGCCCCACCCUGCCCUGGAGCACCUGCAACAACUACUGGAACACAGCAAAUUGUGUCGAUGUUACAAUAAGCAAUCACACCAACCACAGCAAAGGAACCGCAGCUGCAAUUGAGUUCUGGGAACGUCGAGUGUUAAAAAUCUCAGGUGGUAUUGAGGAGAUCGGCAGCAUCAGGUGGGAGUUGCUUUUGUGCCUCCUGGCUAUGUGGGUCGUUUGUUACUUCAGCAUAUGGAAAGGGGUCAAAUCGAGUGGAAAGGUGGUGUACUUCACUGCCACUUUCCCUUAUGUGAUGCUACUCAUCCUUCUGAUCCGAGGAGUCACUCUUCCGGGAGCCGGACAAGGAGUGGAGUUCUACCUUCUGCCCGAGGUUUCGCGACUGAAAGACCCUCAAGUUUGGAUGGAGGCCUGCUCACAAAUCUUCUUCUCGUACAGCCUCGGUGCGGGUACCUUGACUGUACUGGGAAGUUACAACAACCAGCGCAACAACUGUUACAAGGACUGCUUGUUGCUGUGUUUGCUGAACAGUUGUACCAGUGUGGUCGCUGGCUUUGCCGUCUUCUCGGUGCUGGGAUUCAUGGCUCACGAGCAAGGUGUUCCAAUCUCACAAGUGGCUGAGUCAGGUCCAGGCUUGGCAUUCAUCGCGUACCCUCAGGCGGUGGCCAUGAUGCCGCUGCCUCAAUUCUGGGCUGUCUGCUUCUUCAUCAUGAUCAUCCUCCUGGGCCUGGACACACAAUUUGUUGGCGUGGAGGAGGUGAUGACGUCUGUCUCGGACAUCUUUCCCACAGUGAUGCGUCGGGCGGGGAGGCGGGAAAUUUUCCUUCUGCUCUUCUGCCUCACAGCUUUCUUCUUUCAGCUCAUCAUGAUUACCGAGGGAGGGAUGUACAUCUUCCAGAUUCUUGACUACUACGCAGGCAGUGGAGUCUGUGUCCUCUUUGUCUGCGUAUUUGAAAGCUUGGCAGUAGGCUGGAUAUUUGCUGAAGAAGGAGUCCUGUCGGACCUUUUUGGCCAGUGGGACUCCUGA
Syngnathoides biaculeatus (alligator pipefish) is the source of this 1449-nucleotide messenger RNA. Its product is annotated as sodium- and chloride-dependent GABA transporter 3-like. Gene Ontology annotation, biological process: sodium ion transmembrane transport. NCBI's taxonomy places the organism in Eukaryota, Metazoa, Chordata, Actinopteri, Syngnathiformes, Syngnathidae. The coding region runs from base 1 to 1449 and encodes 482 amino acids. Gene Ontology annotation, cellular component: membrane. The transcript is spliced from 13 exons. The record is from RefSeq and is a predicted model, not a curated record.